Umbelopsis ramanniana AG is the source of this 752-nucleotide messenger RNA. RefSeq lists its product as uncharacterized. Bases 96 to 527 code for a protein of 143 amino acids. Gene Ontology annotation, molecular function: clathrin-cargo adaptor activity. Lineage: Eukaryota; Fungi; Mucoromycota; Umbelopsidomycetes; Umbelopsidales; Umbelopsidaceae. Gene Ontology annotation, cellular component: AP-2 adaptor complex; intracellular membrane-bounded organelle. The record is from RefSeq and is a predicted model, not a curated record. Gene Ontology annotation, biological process: clathrin-dependent endocytosis; protein transport. The transcript has 3 exons.
CCACUCUUUUUCCCACCCAAACUCAGCCAACUACUACUGGGGUGUGCGACGUCAGGCUUUCGCAUCAUCUUGGUUCAACAUACAAUUCAUUUGCGAUGAUUCGCUUCAUACUUGUGCAAAACCGCCAAGGAAAGACGAGAUUAGCCAAGUGGUAUGUUCCGUAUGAAGAUGACGAAAAGGCCAAGCUGAAAGGAGAGGUACACCGCUUGAUUGCUCCAAGAGACCAAAAGCAUCAGAGUAACUUUGUGGAGUUUCGAAAUUAUAAGAUAGUCUACCGUCGAUAUGCAGGUCUGUUUUUCUGUGUCUGCGUAGACGCGAACGACAACGAAUUAGCGUAUCUGGAAGCCAUCCAUUUCUUUGUGGAAGUUCUCGAUGCCUUCUUCGGAAAUGUUUGUGAGCUCGACCUCGUAUUCAACUUUUAUAAGGUGUACUCCAUCCUCGACGAAGUUUUCUUAGCCGGUGAGAUAGAAGAAACGAGCAAGAACAUUGUCUUAACUCGUUUAGACCAUCUGGACAAACUGGAAUGAAUCGAUAUAGAUCGAACAGAACUUAUACCUUGCCCAAAUUUAUUCGAACAAAGAUGUUGCGAUCAUUUGUACAUACUACUUUAUAAAGAAGGAUUUACUUUUCCAUUUCAUUUCAUGUUAUCAUAUUAAUCUUGAUCCAUUGAAUCGCGAUCUUGAUCGUCCCUCCUUCGAGCUUGUUCUUCAAUCGCAGCCAAAAAUGCCUCUACGCCUUUAUGACGUUCGGAU